AGUAGAUUUCCAAGAUGGCUGAAGAGUGGUUUUAGCAAGUUGGCCCACCUUAGAAUAUACUUCUACGCGCCUUGGUAUAUACUUCUAGGCGCCUUGAUCGGCAUCAUCGAUGUUGACAACGAUUAGUCUAACCGUGCAUAGGUGUAUAUUUCGCAUGGUGACGCCAUUUGUAUCGAUAAUUGUCAACAAACAUGACAACUAUUAACGCACCUGUGAUCGUGGUGAAAUUUGCUGAACAAACUCAUUAGAAUCGUGUAGCAACGAUCAACAGAAUUACUCCUGAAAAUAAAGUGAUUCUCAUCUGCGAUGUUCAAAAAAUUGCCGUGUAGAUAGUAAUGACGUACGCUCAUAUUGACGUCGUCUACAGUUUAACCAGCUGUGUGCUAUCUGCAGCAUUCCCUUAUUUUGGUGCCGGGCAUUUCUCUAGCGGGUUCUGAGGUGACUCAUUCCGCCAAUUUAGGAUUUUCCCAAGAACAUUACUAUCCAUUCCAUUUUUCAUUCAAAUAAAUCAAGCAUAGGGUCUUCGGCAAAUAUGAUGUCAAUUGUGUACCUAUUAGCGCUCCUAUUGAUUUUACAAAUUCGACACUCGAAUGCUGAAACAUACAAAUGCACGGUCGAAUCUAACGGACCAAAAAGUGAGGAAUACUGUGUAUUCCGAAAUGUUCAAUUCUUUCGAAACACAACCGAGAUUUCCUUUUCUUCACCGGACGGAGUCGCUCAACCCAACCGGAUAGUAUUUUUGAAUUCAACUAUGGUGCAUAUUCCGCGUGAAUUUAUUGAGGUGUUCGGUUCAGAACUUACCGUGUUAAAAGUAGAACAGUGCCAACUGCGGUCAGUUACUAUCACCGCCAAGAUGGUGGCUUUAUACGCACGAAACAAUUACAUUGACAAAGUAAUUGUACACCAAAGCGGAGCAAAUCCAGUCCUAGAAGAGUUAGACCUAAGCGCAAAUCGACUGGAGAAUGUCCAGAAUAUUACGCGUUUCCAGAAACUAAAGCUGGUCAAUUUGAGCAGUAAUCAAAAUCUAGUCGACUCUAUGACACUAGAUUUUUCUUUAUUCCAUAAACUUGAUGAUUUGCGUGAACUAUACUUAUCAGAUGUUGGAGCUUUCUAUUUGCAAAACACAAAAGAUACAAAACUGAGGUCCCUGGAAGUGCUAGAUUUGUCGAGAAAUACCAUACUUUCAGUAGAUUUGCAAAUAAAUAUAUUCUACGCAUUUGAAAAGUUACAUACACUAAAACUGAACGAUAAUGAUAUGGACCAAAUCGGUUAUCCACAACUAUUGGAGCUAAAAUCAUUGAAAACUAUUUAUCUUAAUGGAAAUAGUUUUCCCUGCAGAUACCUCGAGGUAAUGCUAAAGUAUCUGCACGAGAAUAACAUUGCAACGCCAUCCGAGCGCCACAGCAAUUGCCAGUCGCAUCUACAGGAAGUUGAUGGUAUGUGUUGUAAAUAUACGACACCGAUACCGGUGACCCCAUACACACCUAAACCUGGAGACACAUCCCAACCUGGAACAACCGAGAGAUCGGAUUUGGAGCCACACAGCGAGCAAAUGCCACCAGCCGAUGGUGAUGGAGGAAGUGGACUCACCUGGGGCAUAUCCAUCGUAGUGGUUUUGAUUCUGAUAGCCGCGGCUGCUGUUGGCUUCGUUGUGUACCGGAAGCGUUCUCGUUCCUGAAUAACUGUAAUGCGGGACGGAGCAUUUAUUACCUCAGAACGGCGAAAAUAUACUAAAAAUGUUUAUGAAUUCGUCCGAUUUCGGAUUAAAACUUGUUGUUAAGAAUAACAUACUGCCGGAAUUAAUAGUAUAUAAUACGAAUGAAGUUGAAAACAGUUAAGUAUGAAAAUAUCUGUUAAAAAGUUUAUUAUUCUGUAAUUAUUAUAAAUAAAUGAUAACAUUGUAGAACGCUAUAAUCGAAAAAAAAUUAUAGAUUGUAUAUAAAAUGAUAAAACAAUAUUUGAAUAAACUUAUAGCGAAACAGAAAGAUGACAAUGGAAAGAUAGUUGCUCCUGCAAAUUUGCAGCUGAAAAAUACAAAACGGAGAUGUAGUAGGUACUUCCAAGCAGCCUUCAGAAAACAAACGCAGCGCUGCGCUUGAGUUUAACUUUCAUCAGCGCGCGCUCAAAGAAAACUCGUAUUCUCUCUUGGUGCGAAGAGCACAAAAUUCAUAAGCACGACAGCGCAAAAUGUACCCGGCGCAGAACUCAGAUACUAAACAUUUCUCGCGUAACUUUUGAAAAGGUCCUAUGUAACAAAUGUAAACAAAUCGAGUUAAUAGAUGCACGCUAUUAGUCUUCAAUCAUUGAAUGCAUUACAAAAACAAUCGUUCACGUAUCUAUUUUCUUCAUCUUUUUAUCGCCGAUACAAAAAAUAUCCAAUGUAAAGAUUCGGAUUUUAAGCACCCGGCUGUUACUUCGGACGCCACUUUCCUCCGAUGCCCGAAACGUCCGAAGUAACAAAGCAGUCAAAACAACACGAAGUCGUACUUCGGUCGUUUUGAGUUUUUGUUUCUUACAGUAGUUGUUAUCGAUUUCAGUUCAAUUCAACGGGUGAUAACAAUAAUAAUCUGUCUUUAGAACGAAAUGCUGAUUUUUGGAUUGUUGUUUAGUAGUUAGUUUCAAAUUCUUAUCGUGCAACGUAAUAUAUCCAAUGUGCAAACGCGGGCAGUCAAAACGUCCAAUGUAACAUUUUUCGCUCCUUGGCUUCAACUUUAAACUCAAAUCACGGAACAACAGCUACGAUUGGUUUUGGAGAGCUAUUCUUGAUCGCUAGUGGCGAGAGGAGCGAUAAAGAUCGAUAACUUUUAAGACAAUUCGCGGAAUAAUGUUCGGGUCUUCAACUUCAUUUUUCUCAAGUUGACGAAAAUGUUACAUUGGACCUUUUCAAAAGUUACGCGAAAAUUGUCGAUUCGAAUAAACUGAUAACUUCACUAAUAACAGGAAGCACUAUUUCAUCGCGAAUCACGAAUUAAGUGCGAUUCACAUAAAACAUCCACGUCACGUUCACGUUCCGUCACGUCAAUUAUUCUUCCAUGGGAUUUCUAUUGAAGGAUUCACAUACACCAGCAACGGCAAGUCGAAGUUCGACGGCAAGUCGAAGUUCCCGUUGCUGGUGUAUGUGAAUGUUUGCAUAAGAACUGCUUGGAAGAAUAAUUGACGCAACGUGACGGGACGGAACGUGAACGUGACGUGGAUGUUGUAUGUGAAUCGCACUAUAAUUCUACCGCCUUAAAACGGGUGACGGGAAAAAUGAAACGCAGAGCGGAACGAAGUAAAAUUACAUCCGUACCCGAAGCACAGUGGUCCCUCAGAAAUUGUUGGUGGCAUUAAAUACAAAAAUGAACAACAAUGCCCGACCGAAGGAAUGGUCUAGUGUAGCGAUAAACACGCAUGUUUUUAAAAUUUUGCACAAGUACUACGUUAAAAAAUAAUGUGAUGGUGUUCUAGAUAGAGAAUUUUAUGCUGAUUCCGAAUUUGUGUUCCGUUUUUAGUUUUAAAAAAAUUUGAAGCUGCGGAAUGAGUGUUUGAAAGUAAGCACAUUUUCUACAUUGAAUUUAUACAAAAGUAGACCUACAAAAAAUUCUUCAAAUAUUUCCAAAGAUUUUUAUAACAAAAGGUCUUCCUUAGGGUCCCCUCUACACUUAUGCACUUAUGACCUUAUGAUGACCUUUAUGACUUCUGACCACAUUGCGAAAAAAUGCCAUAAAUAUUGUGAUACCACACACGUGUUUUCCGAUUUUUUUUAAUUUCAUCCCUAAACAUAUAUUUAGACACCCCACACGUGUUUUUCGGAAAAUUUCAAAUUUUACCCCUCCCCAAGCCCUUACUUUGGGGUACAUAAUCAAAAUGACUCAAAAAUAGAUUCAACACCUUCGAAAACGCCCGUACAUCAAAUUUCAAGGCAUUUCCAUUCGUUUUUAAUGCCACCUAGAAUUACUGAGGGACCACUGUGCGACGACUGUCCGAUCGCUUCUCUACCUUUUUUUUUUCAAAAAUAACGUUUUUCAAAAAUUCAUAACUUUUGAUCUAUUGAAACGAUUUAGAUAAUCGGCAUAUUAAAUUGAAGUCAAUGAACUAGUCUUUUUCGAAAAAAUAUAACAAUUGCAAAAGUAUGGAGUACUUACUAUUCGCAUAGAUUUAGUCUUUGUUAAUGUUAACUUUAAAAAAUCAUUAUUCAAAAACGAAAAAGAACACAUCUUUGAUUUUUGGAUAUGUUAUGUAAAAAAUCCUCAGCUUUCGAGAAGAAAUAUAAAAAACAGCUCCCUUGGUCCCGAAACCAUGCAAACUAUGAAAAACAGAUACAAUCAAUAAUCAUGAAAACAAAAUUCAUUUUUUAUCGCAAGUAUAGUAUUUUUCCAUAGAAGUCAUUGGCUUCAAUUUGGUAUAUCGAUCAUCUGAAUCGGUUUAGUGGAUCAAAAGUUAUGAAUGUUUGAGAUUAACAACUAAACAUGGCAAUUGAGAAUUUUCGGAAAACUGAAGGAAAAUAGGAAAAUUCGUAAAAUUAAAUCCCCAAAUGUUCCACAAUUGCAGCGUGAUAUGUGUUUUUAGUUCAUUUUAUGUUUACGCUAACGAAAUUGAUCUUUGUCCGAAAGUGGAAAUGUAUUAGGCUGUCAAAAAAGUCCUGCGGUAUUUUUUUUUGAAUUUUCAUUUGUUCAUAAAAUUAGUUACAAUCAUCUGUUUUAACUCAAAUAUGCGCCGUUUUGUUCGAUGACUUGUUCCCAACAAGAUGCCAACUUAAUAAUACCCCUGUUAUAGAAGCUCGCUUCCUUAUUGGCAAAAAACUCGGAUGGCCAAUUUUCACAGGCCUCUUUUGUGGCUAACUUCUGACUACCUAGCUCGUUCGCCAUGGACAAAAACAGGUGGUAGUCACUUGGUGCAAGGUCCGGACUAUACGGCGGAUGCAAAAGAACCUCCCAUCCGAGCUCCCGGAGCUUCUGGCGCGUCACCAAAGAAGUGUGUGGCCUGGCGUUGUCCUGAUGGAAGACAAUGCGGCCUCUGUUUAUCAAAGAUGGCCUCUUCUUCAUGAGUGCUACCUUCAAGCGGUCCAGUUGUUGACAGUACAGGUCCGAAUUGAGCGUUUGGCCAUAGGGAAGCAGCUCAUAAUAGAUUAUUCCUUGACAAUCCCACCAAACACACAGCAGAACCUUCCUGGCCGUUAAUGAGGGCUUGGCCCCCGUCUGAGCCGCUUCAGCGGGCUUCGACCACGACCGUUUGCGCUUCACGUUGUCAUAAGUGACCCACUUUUCAUCGCCAGUCACCAUCCGCUUCAGAAACGGGUCGAUUUUGUUGCGAUUCAGCAGCGAUUCACAUGCGUCGAUACGGUCAAAGAUGUUUUUUGCGUCAACGUGUGUGGCACCCAUACAUCGAGCUUCUUUGUGAAUCCAAGCUUCUUCAAAUGGUUAAUAACGGUUUGAUGACUUAUCCCCAGCUCUUGGCCGAUGCUACGGCUGCUACUAUGCCGGUCUUUCUCGGCUAAUUCAGCGAUUUUGUCGCAAUUUUCGACGACAGGCCUUCCGGAGCGUGGCGCAUCUUCGACGACCUCUACACCAGAACGAAAACGUUGAAACCAUCGUUGUGCGGUGGAAAUGGAAACUGUAUCGGGUCCAUAAACUGCACAAAUUUUAUUGGUAGCUUGAGAUGCAUUUUUGCCUUUGUCAUAGUAGUACUGUAAAAUAUGUCGGAUUUUCUCUUUAUUUUGCUCCAUAUUUGCGACACUAUAACUCACGAACGACUUAACCAAACAAAACACUGUCAAGGACUAUAUUAUAGCGCGCAAAAUACGUUUCGAACAAGCUAUAGUAUGACUCGAUACAAUGAAUACAACUAGAACUACGCGCUUACAACGACACCUCGCGGAAAUACCGCAGGACUUUUUUUACAGCCUAAUAUUUUCAGUUGAAAAAACGUUAUUUGCAAGUAAUUGAAGAACCUUGAACCAGAAUUGUGUCGGAAAAUAAUUUUAUAUUAUAAUGAGUUUUGUUAGAAGUACUAGGAAAUUUAUAGUAAAAGGAAAUUGUAAGGGGUCUAUUAGAAGAUCAUCCAAUUAAUAGUUCUGCGAUUGAAUUCAUGAUUGUUCGCUUAGUAAGAAUAUGUGAGUGUUUGAAAGUAUUGAUAACACAAAAAAAAAUGGCGCGACGAAGUUUGCCGGGCCAGCUGGUAAAAUAUAAAAUGUACAAGCGCUAUUUACAAUAUUCAAUUGCUGGGUUACAUCGAUGAGUUUAUCGGCAUAGGUAAUCCAAACCUCGGCUCAUCGGUCUGAUCUUCUCUUUCAAUAUCCCCGUUGUGAUUAUCAUGCUCUAGAAAACAAAGAAUUAGUAGAAUGCAAUGCGAAUCGCAAUGAAGAUCGACUGAAAGUAUAACAACAACUGUUGAUAAAUAAAAAUGAUUAGUUCAUGUACAUACCGUAAACCUGAAUUAGUAAUGAAUAAAUGAAUGUA
This is a messenger RNA of Toxorhynchites rutilus septentrionalis, 6437 nucleotides long. RefSeq lists its product as uncharacterized. NCBI's taxonomy places the organism in Eukaryota, Metazoa, Arthropoda, Insecta, Diptera, Culicidae. The transcript has 3 exons. Gene Ontology annotation, molecular function: protein binding. The record is from RefSeq and is a predicted model, not a curated record. The coding region runs from base 533 to 1678 and encodes 381 amino acids.